AACAUCAAAUCAAGCUCACAGCUCCAAGUAGUCACUACUAGCUAACAAAAAACCAAUCAAACAAUCAACAUGAAAUUCUUCGCCGUCUGCUUCUUCGCUGUUGUGGCUGUGGCUGCUGCCAAGCCCGGAAUUGUAGCUCCUCUGGCCGCCGCUCCUCUGGCUUAUACCGCUCCGGCUGUGGUGGGCAGUGCCGCCUACGUGGCUCCCUACGCCUCCAGCUACACGGCCAACACGGUGGCCCACAGCGCCGCCUUCCCCGCAGCCUAUACCGCCGCCUACACCUCCCCCAUUGCCGCUGCCUAUACCGCCCCCGUUGCCGCCGCCUACGCCGCACCAGCUGCCUACACCGCCGCCUACACCUCUCCCAUUGCCGCCGCCUAUACCGCCCCCAUUGCCCGCUAUGCCGCCACCCCCUUCGCAGCUCCCAUCGCCGCCCCCGUGGCAGCGGCCUACACCGCCCCCAUUGCCGCUCCCGUUCUCCUGAAGAAGUAAACAGACCGACUGUGAAUCCCAUCUUGACCAAUCUGUGUAAAUAAAGAAUUGUACAUACCAACGAA
This is a messenger RNA of Drosophila elegans, 557 nucleotides long. Its product is annotated as vitelline membrane protein Vm26Ab. The transcript has 2 exons. The coding region runs from base 70 to 492 and encodes 140 amino acids. The record is from RefSeq and is a predicted model, not a curated record. NCBI's taxonomy places the organism in Eukaryota, Metazoa, Arthropoda, Insecta, Diptera, Drosophilidae.